ACUUCAAGGUCAUUGAACCUACCUACUCCGUGAAUAUACCCCGGCAAAAUGGAGUCUGCAGACUUAAUUCCGCUCAUUGAACAGCUGGACGAUAAUGUCGAUGACCUCGAAGAGGCACUUGUGCCGAUCCUGGAGAGCACCGUCAUAGAAUCGUCUAAGAAGCUGCCGGUUCUAGACAAAGCGAAAUUUCAUGUCUUGAUUACUUAUGCUUUGGAAUCACUGAUCUUCUCGUAUUUGCGCUUACGCGGUGUAAAAGCUACAGAGCAUCCGGUUUUUAGAGAACUAACGAGAGUGAGACAAUACUUCGACAAGAUAAAGACACUGGAGACAGAACCAGAGCAGAGGACCAUGGUGCUUGAUAAACAAGCUGCCGGGCGCUUUAUUAAACAUGGGCUUGCCGGAAACGACAAAUAUGAUUUGCAACGGGAGGAACAAAUGGCCAAGGAGAAGGCUCGCGCGCAACUGAAAGCAUCACUCUUAGCUAAGAAACCAAGCACCACGCCCGAGGCAUCUUCCAAGGCUGCUUCAAGCGAUUCGGAACAUUCCAACGCCAACACCGGACCUGCGAGCGGGGCCGAGGAGACCAAAGCCUCACAAAAUAUGAAAACUCCCGAAAACGAUGCUGGCCCUACCCGGAGACACAAGAAUGGCAAAACUAAAUCCGAUACGAAAGACGGCAAACAUAAAAAGGGUCGCAGUAAGGAAGAGCGCAGGGAGCGCCGCAAUGAGAGAAGGAAAAAGAAAGAUGAGUCGAGGAAAGCAAGAAAGGAAACAUGAUCGCAGUUGCUACUCAACUGAAUGGUUCAUGUCCAAUGCAAUCCACGCAUAAAGGUCUGCCAUCGGCACUCAAUAUGACGGCCCAUGCACUUCGGUUUCGAUAGAUGUCUUCGACCCUCGGUCGGUCCAAUGGUUCGCAAAUUUACCAUAGAAGACUUCGAGAAUGAGCGGGUGGAAGCUCACAGGAGAGAUCUUGCAGUAAGGCGCCCACAAGGUCUUGCGGUGCUCGCGAUUCCCAACCGAUAAUUGUUCUGUGGCAAUUACGCGUAUAAUACGAGCAUAAAAACAUCCACAGCUUACCGCAACGCUCAGUAUCCAGAGCAAGUGACUCACAGUGUCAGCGACACUCGCCACUAUCCGGGGCCGGAGAUACCGGGUUUAAUGUAUAUCUAUGUUUGCAAUUCAAUUCAAACGAACGAGUUAGAAUAUUCACAUACAAUAGAACUGGAUAGUUUGAAGUUAAUUCUGUCA
Messenger RNA from Aspergillus versicolor CBS 583.65, 1248 nucleotides. Its product is annotated as Sas10/Utp3/C1D family protein. Gene Ontology annotation, molecular function: DNA binding; RNA binding. Gene Ontology annotation, biological process: regulation of gene expression; maturation of 5.8S rRNA. Gene Ontology annotation, cellular component: nucleolus; exosome (RNase complex). Bases 49 to 777 code for a protein of 242 amino acids. The transcript has 3 exons. The record is from RefSeq and is a predicted model, not a curated record. NCBI's taxonomy places the organism in Eukaryota, Fungi, Ascomycota, Eurotiomycetes, Eurotiales, Aspergillaceae.